Messenger RNA from Hirsutella rhossiliensis, 825 nucleotides. RefSeq names its product putative tpr repeat containing protein. Lineage: Eukaryota; Fungi; Ascomycota; Sordariomycetes; Hypocreales; Ophiocordycipitaceae. Bases 1 to 825 code for a protein of 274 amino acids. The record is from RefSeq and is a predicted model, not a curated record. The transcript has a single exon.
AUGCGGUUCGUCACUGCUCAACCCGGCGCCGACCGGAGUGCCCUUGGCCCUCGCAUUCGUGUCAUCGGCGCCGGGCUUUCGCGAUGCGCAACUUCGUCCCUGCAAGCAGCGCUGGAGACGCCCAGCAUGGGCUACUUUCCCUGCAUGCACAUGGAGCACGUCGUUCCUCACAGCUGGCGUUCCCAAAUUAUCAUCGACGCCAUGCAGGAGGAAGACACGCAAAGGCGGCGCAAGCUCCUCCACCGGGUCUUUGACGGUUAUGAGGCCACGACAGACUUUCCCGGCUUCUGGUUCAUCGAUGACCUCAUGGACAUGUAUCCAGAUGCGCCCAUCGUCCUCAACCAGCGCAAGGGCGGCGGGAACGCGUGGUUCAGGAGCUUCGAGGAUAACAUCGGCUUCUUCAGGAGCUGGACGUUUUACCUGAUCUGCUUCCCCUUCAGAUCCGAUCGUCUUCAUUGGACAAUGCACCGGGUGGCAACCCGGACCUGGGAUCAAAAGUUCGGCGUCGGUGUCGGCCCCGAGUUUUACGACGCCUACCAGGAGUUUGUGCUGCGGGAGGCCCGAAAGCGCAACCGCGAGGUCUUGGUGUGGCGGGCGGAAGACGGCUGGGAGCCACUGUGUGAUUUCCUCGGCAAAGAGGCGCCCAAGGACGAGCCAUUCCCUUGGGUCAAUGAUGCGGUGACCGUGCAGAACGUCAAGCAGGUGUUGGUCGCGCGAGGGAUUCUGUCCUGGGCGGCCAUCUUUGGCGGCUUCUGGGCCGCAUGGACGCAUUUGCCGCUGCUGGCGGGCUUUGUCUCGACCCAAAUGAGCCAGGCGCCGGCAUGA